Trifolium pratense (red clover) is the source of this 2955-nucleotide messenger RNA. RefSeq names its product cullin-3A-like. The record is from RefSeq and is a predicted model, not a curated record. Bases 267 to 2459 code for a protein of 730 amino acids. Gene Ontology annotation, cellular component: cullin-RING ubiquitin ligase complex. NCBI's taxonomy places the organism in Eukaryota, Viridiplantae, Streptophyta, Magnoliopsida, Fabales, Fabaceae. The transcript has 3 exons. Gene Ontology annotation, biological process: ubiquitin-dependent protein catabolic process; protein ubiquitination. Gene Ontology annotation, molecular function: ubiquitin protein ligase binding.
AUACAAUAAAUCCCUAACAUAUAAUAAAGUUUGGUAGUAAAACAAGUCAACCAAAGUCAAAAAUAAAAACAAAAAUCAUAUUUAUUUAAUUUCUCUAAUUUUCUUCUUCUUCUUCUUCUUUGUUUUAAUUUCUAACAAAAAAAUGUCACUUCCCAAAUGAAACCCUAGUUUCCCCAAUUCUAAUUGACUCUACUUCUAGGGUUUCGCUUCCAUCUUCGAUUUCUUUCACUUCACUUCACAGAUCCGUUUCCCCAAAUUUCCUAACCAUGAAGAAGCGAUCCAUUGUGAUUGAGCCGUAUAGGCACAGAGUAGCGUUGGAUCCUAACUAUGCUGAAAAAACCUGGAAGAUUCUAGAACAUGCUAUUCAUGAAAUUUACAAUCAUAAUUCUAGUCAACUUAGCUUUGAAGAGCUUUACAGGAAUGCUUAUAAUAUGGUGCUACAGAAAUUUGGGGAGAAACUUUACUCUGGACUUGUGACAACCAUGACAUCUCAUCUGAGACAAAUUUCCCAAUCAAUUGAAUCUGCUCAAGGAGAAAUUUUCUUGGAGGAGCUCAACAGAAAGUGGGUAGAGCAUAACAAGGCAUUGUUAAUGAUCCGAGACAUACUGAUGUACAUGGAUCGAACAUUCGUACCAAGCAGCCGUAAAACCCCUGUUCAUGAGCUUGGUUUGAACCUCUGGAGAGAUGUUGUCAUCCAUUCCAACAAAACUCAAAGUAGGCUUCUAGAUACUCUUAUUGACCUUGUGCUUAAAGAAAGGAAUGGUGAAGUAAUUAACAGAGGCUUGAUGAGGAACUUAAUUAAGAUGCUAAUGGAUUUGGGUUUGUCUGUUUACCAGAACGACUUUGAGAAACAUUUUAUUGAAGUUUCUAAAGACUUUUAUUGUUGCGAGUCCCAAAAAUUCAUUGAAUCAUGUAAUUGUGGGGAUUAUCUGAAGAAAGCUGAGAGGCGUUUGAAUGAAGAAAUGGAGAGAGUAUCUCACUACUUGGAUCCUAGCAGUGAGUCAAAGAUAAUUAAAGUGGUGGAGACAGAGAUGAUUGAAAAUCAUAUGCACACUCUUGUUCAUAUGGAGAACUCAGGCUUAGUUAGUAUGUUUGUGGAUGACAAAUAUGAGGACUUGGAACGAAUUUAUAACUUGUUUCGGAGGGUGCCUUCUGGGCUCACAAUUGUUAAAGAUGUCAUGACUUCUUUUAUACGGGAUACUGGUAAGCAGUUAAUUAUGGAUCCUGAGAGAUUGAAAGAUCCUGUGGAUUUUGUGCAGCGUCUUUUGGAUUUGAAGGAUAAAUAUGACAAAGCUAUUACACUGGCGUUUAACAAUGAUAAGACAUUUCAGAAUGCCUUGAAUUCUGCAUUUGAAUAUUUCAUCAAUUUGAAUGCUCGGUCUCCAGAGUUCAUUUCUUUGUUUGUAGAUGACAAGCUUCGCAGAGGGUUGAAGGGGGUUGGUGAGGAGGAUGUGGAGAUUGUACUAGACAAAGUAAUGAUGCUUUUCCGGUACCUGCAAGAGAAGGACAUGUUUGAAAAGUAUUAUAAGCAACACCUAGCAAAAAGGCUUCUUUCAGGAAAGACCGUAUCUGAUGAGGCAGAAAGAAGUUUGAUUGUUAAGCUCAAAACAGAAUGUGGGUACCAGUUCACUUCUAAGUUAGAGGGAAUGUUUACAGACAUGAAGACUUCUUAUGAUAUGAUGCAAGGUUUCUUAGCAUGCCAUGGUGCUGAGUUGGGAGAUAGCCCUACACUAUCUGUCCAGGUGCUUACAACAGGUUCAUGGCCAACUCAAUCUAGUCCACAAUGUAAUCUUCCAUCUGAAAUCUUGGGUGUCUGUGAGAAGUUUCGUAGUUAUUAUCUCGGUGCUCACAGUGGGAGGAGAUUGUCCUGGCAAGCUAAUAUGGGAAAUGCUGAUUUAAAGGCUACAUUUGGUAAGGGCCAGAAGCACGAGCUGAAUGUUUCCACAUACCAGAUGUGUGUACUCAUGCUUUUCAAUAAUGCCGACCGGUUGAGUUGCAAGGAGAUAGAGCAAGCUACAGCAAUACCCAUGCCAGAUUUGAAGAGGUGCCUUCAGUCUUUGGCCUUAGUUAAAGGUAAAAAUGUUCUUCGGAAAGAGCCAAUGAGCAAGGACAUAGCUGAAGAUGAUGCAUUCUUUUUCAAUGACAAAUUCACUAGCAAGCUCUUCAAGGUAAAAAUAGGGACUGUUGUUGCACAGAGGGAGUCCGAACCAGAAAAUAUUGAAACUCGGCAAAGAGUGGAGGAAGAUAGAAAGCCACAGAUUGAGGCAGCAAUUGUGAGGGUAAUGAAAUCUAGAAAGAUUCUAGAACAUAAUAAUAUCAUCGCCGAGGUCACGAAGCAGCUGCAGGCGCGAUUUUUGCCCAAUCCUGUUGUUAUUAAAAAACGGAUUGAAUCCCUCAUUGAACGUGAGUUUUUAGAGAGGGAUAAAGUGGACAGAAAAAUGUACCGCUAUCUUGCUUGAAACAGUGAAUUUUUCAAUGAUGUAUGUACCUGUUCAAUGAUGGUGGCAAGUCAUAGUGCUUUUCUGGUGAUUGUGUUCAUGCUCAAUAGACAUAGCAUCUAGGGUUUAUGCCAGCAUAAUUACCGUGGUUUGAUCGCAAAAUUUUCAUGCAAUCAAAUAGAGCCAAAUUUACUGUUAUUGUUCUUGAUUAGUCGCAGUUUUGUUCAAAUAUCUUUAUUUUGUCUAAAUCUGUGGAUAUUUGAUCAGAAUUUGCAUUAAAUAACCUUCUAAAUAUAAACAUGGGUUCCAAUUUGAAUUUUUUUCUUGUAUUAGGAUAUGCAAAGCUAAAGCUAGCUUCAAUGUUGUUUAAAGGGUCAUUAGGGGAAAUAAGGUAAUUAGGUGGUAUAGCAUUUGUAUAUGAUCUCCUUCUAACAACCUAUGCAUUUUGUUAUCAUUUCCAAUUGGAUGAUCCACUAAUUCAACUGGCAGAGAAUUAUAAAUGGAUCCAUUUUUUUGA